UUGUUGAACAGAUCGCAGACGGCAUUACAUUACAGAGCGACAUUUCUACUGAAGAACAAACAUUUGGAGGAUUCAACGGAGAAAGUUGAAGGGACUGUAACUUGGUGAGUCUGCAACUUGAAGAAAAUUUGGAUAUCAGAUGGCUGAGAAAAUUGCUCUUGUUGAAAAUUUCCUGAGCUGCCAUGUGUGUUCAGAGACUUUCAGAGAUCCUGUGUCUCUGAGCUGCAGCCACAGCUUCUGUUCAGGCUGUCUGCAACAAUUUUGGGAACAAACUAAAAACAAAAACUGUCCCAUUUGUAAAAGAAAAUCUUCAAAGGAUUAUCCAUCCAUCAACCUUUCUCUCAAAGACCUCGCUGACUCCUUUGUUAAGAACCAGAAUAAUGAUUCGCCUAAGACAGAAGUAGAAAAGGAGGAGGUGGUGUGUCAUAAACAUCCAGAAGUCCCUUAUUGGUUCUGUAAAGAUGAACAGAGAGCUGUGUGUCCUGUUUGUGAGUUUUCUCACCACCACGGUCACAAGGUGGUUCCUGUAGAACAAGCAGUCAGUGACCUGAAGGACCAGCUGAAAUCUGACUUAAAGCCUCUACAGGACAAGAGGAACAAAUACAAACAAGUGGAGAAAACAUACAAUGAAAUGAUUGAACACUCCAAGAAGCAGCUGUUGUCCACAGAGAAGCAGAUCAGAGCAGAGUUCAACAAGCUCCACCAGUUCCUGAAAGAGGAAGAGGAGUCCAGACUGGCAGCUCUGAGGGAGGAAGAGGAGCAGAAGAGGAAGACUAUGAGCAGAGAGAUGAAGAGGAUUCAGGAGCAGAUCUCCUCUCUGUCAGACAGUAUCUCUGCUGUUGAAGAAGACCUGCAGAAACACGUGUCAUUCCUCAGCAAUUAUAAACCCACUCAGACCAGAGCCAGAGCCCAGAGCUCACUGUCAGAUCCACAGCUGGUCUCAGGAGCGCUGAUAGAUGAGGCCAAACACCUGGGCAACCUGUCCUUCAGAGUCUGGGAGAAGAUGAAGGAGAAGGUCCACUUCAGUCCUGUCAUUCUGGACCCAAACACUGCAGCUUGCAGUCUCUACCUGUCUGAUGAUCUGACCAGUGUGAGACAUGGAGUCACAUAUCAGCAGCUCCCUGAUAAUCCAGAGAGAAAUACAGGGUAUGCAGAUGUUCUGGGGUCUGAGGGCUUCAGCUCAGGGAAACACAGCUGGGAGGUGGAGGUGGGAGACUAUCCUGACUGGAAUGCAGGUUUGGCUAAAGAGUCAGCUGACAGGAAGGGAGAUGUAGAUGCUACACCAGAAUAUGGAUUUUGGUGUUUAUCCUAUGACAGUGGAGAAUACACUGAUGUUGUUGGUGAGACUGUCAGAGUGAAGAAGAGUCUCCAGAGGAUCAGAGUCCAGCUGGACUAUGACAGGGGGCAGGUGUCUUUCUACAACCCUCAAGACAAGACUCACAUCUACACUUACAGAGACACUUUCACUGAGAAACUCUUCCCUUAUUUUAACCUUGGACCAGCUGGUGAUGCUAAAACCACUGAUAUCAAAAUCUGUUAAACAGAGAGUUAACUGUGAUGUUGAGGAAGGUUUGUGAGAUUUGAGGGGAAAAUUAGAUUUACAGAUUUAUGUUUGUCACUAUCAGUUUUUAUAGGUAAAUGUUGUGAAUUCAACAUUUACUGUUGAUGUUUUAAUUGUAAAGUUUUUAAAGUAAAUAAGUUAACUUUCUCAAAUGGUAUUUUACAAAAGGAUUUCUUUUUAAAAUAGAAAAACUUUGACAGUACAUAAUGGUCCAAAGUGAGACUGCUGAUGUAAUAAUUCACCUGUUCUUUCUUUACCAUGUGUGUCAUGAAUCAAAGAAAACUACUGACUGUUAAAUCUUUCUUUUAUCCAUUAGAACUCAACCAUCUUCCUUUACUGAAAUUAAUGCGAGACACUAUUUUCACUUCUCUUUCCAGGUCCAUUUUAAAUUACAGCAGCCAAAAAUUACAAAAAGUAUUUACCUGAAGAUUGUGUAGAUCGAUCUUCAUUUAUAUGUAUAAAAAAAGACUCACAUUGAACUGUGGAUUUUAAGGGUUGUUCAUGGGUGUCAUCUUUAU
This is a messenger RNA of Scomber japonicus (chub mackerel), 2079 nucleotides long. Its product is annotated as nuclear factor 7, brain-like. The record is from RefSeq and is a predicted model, not a curated record. Gene Ontology annotation, molecular function: zinc ion binding; protein binding. Bases 140 to 1540 code for a protein of 466 amino acids. The transcript has a single exon. Lineage: Eukaryota; Metazoa; Chordata; Actinopteri; Scombriformes; Scombridae.